Molecule: messenger RNA, 2002 nt
Organism: Ziziphus jujuba (common jujube)
Lineage: Eukaryota; Viridiplantae; Streptophyta; Magnoliopsida; Rosales; Rhamnaceae
Product: protein NUCLEAR FUSION DEFECTIVE 4-like
Exons: 2
Coding region: 72-1709 (545 amino acids)
Biological process (GO): transmembrane transport
Cellular component (GO): membrane
Molecular function (GO): transmembrane transporter activity
Source: RefSeq, a predicted model, not a curated record
AUUAUAAACAAAGAAGACAGAGAAAAGACAGAGCAUUGUAUUUCUUUGUUUUUCAUUUUCAAGGUUCGUCCAUGGAGAUGCUAAGCAACAAGUGGAUAACCACAGUAGUGAGCAUAUGGAUCCAGUGCAGCGUCGGCGCGUACACCUUCAGCAUCUACUCGCCGGUGCUGAAAUCCACUCAGGGCUACGACCAAUCAACUCUUGACACUGUUUCCGUCUUCAUGGACUUCGGCGGCAAUCUCGGAGUUCUCUCCGGCUUCCUCUACACCGCCGUCACAUCCCGACGGCAUCUGUCGUCAGGAACUUCCCGGUUUUGUGGACCUUGGGUGGUACUCUUGGUUGGGGCUAUACAGUGCUUCACCGGCUACCUCUUCAUCUGGGCCGCCGUCUCCGGGCUAAUUUCCCGGCCGCCGGUGCCGGCUAUGUGUUUCUUCAUGUUCUUGGCGCCUCACGGAGCCACGUUCUUUAAUACAGUCUGUGUGGUGUGUGGCGUUCAAAACUUUUCCCAUCACGGUGGAACCAUCGUCGGAAUCAUGAAGAUAAGCUUUAGGAUGAGAUUAAAUAUAAUAUUCGUUUUGUUUUAUAUGAAGAGCUUUAAUGGGUUAAGUGGAGCACUAGCAGUUCAAGCAUUUGACAUACUAUGCAAAGACAACCCCACCAAUUUCAUUCUUAUGCUUGCCCUGUUGCCUAAUAUUGUCUCUCUCUCAGUCAUGUUUUUGGUGAGAAUUGAUGAAUCAAGCAGCACAGUUGAUGACAAGAAACACUUGAAUGCUUUCUCUUCCAUUUCUCUAACCAUUGUUGGUUACAGAAUGAUGACUGUAAUAUUGGAAAACUUCAUCACUUUUCCUUCAUGGGCACAAAUUUCUUCAUUCAUACUUCUUUUGCUUCUAUUAAUCUCUCCUCUCGGAAUAGCUAUCAACGCCCUAAUCGAGGACUCGAAAAGAAACAAGAUUUCUAGUGAAGAAAAUCCUCUAGAAUAUGAACAACUACCUAGUACUUCGGAAGACAAAAUGCUUUUGCAAAAUGAAGAAGAUAUGAAUCUUGUGCAGGCCAUGGGUAGUUUUGAUUUCUGGUUGCUUUUUGUUGCAAUGGUUUGUGGAAUGGGAACAGGGGUGGCCACCAUUAACAACAUGAGCCAAAUGGGUCAAUCUCUCGGUUACAAAACAAAAGAGAUAAACUCAUUAGUUGCUCUGUUGAGUAUAUGGAAUUUUCUAGGCCGUUUGGGGGGUGGUUAUCUUUCUGAUCUUUUACUUCAUGAAAGAAGAUGGGGAAGGCCAUUGUUGAUGGCAAUUACUCAAGCAACUAUGGGUAUUGGACACAUAAUUAUAGCCUCUGGUUUCUCUGGGAAUUUGUAUUUUGGUUCAUUUUUGGUGGGUAUUUGUUUUGGUUCACAAUGGUCUCUAAUGCCCAUAAUUACUUCAGAGAUAUUUGGUGUUCUUCAUAUGGCCACUAUUUUCAACACCAUUACAGUAGCUAGCCCAAUUGGAUCUUAUAUUUUCUCUGUGAGAAUAAUUGGGUAUAUAUAUGACAAAGAAGCAAUUGGGGAAGAAAAUAACCACUGCUUUGGAAUUCACUGCUUCAGGCUGUCUUUUCUGAUUAUGGCAUUUGUUGCAUUUUUGGGGUGUGCUGUUGCUCUUAUUUUGUUUUUCAGGACCAAGAGGUUCUAUCACUUGGUUGUGCUUAGACGAUUAGACUACUCUUUGAGAUAGUCAGAUUGUGGAUUAUCAAAACUCUGUGUAUAGAAGAAAGAAGAAGAAAGAAGUUUUAAUUAAUUUUUGUUCAAGUUAGAAACACUGGUAUAGUACUUGUCAAUUUUGUGUUCAUGUUGUUUGGUCUUUUGGAACUGGGUGGUUAUGUGAUCAAAUGGUUUGGUUUGUGCUUUGUAGGAGAUCAUAAUAGAGUCCUCCAAGAAAAUGAGAUUGUGUACCAUUUAGUCUGUACAAAGCAAAAAUGUAAUAAUUACUUUUGUUUUUAUUUUAUUAAAAGUGUAAAUAAUUUUCUA